Molecule: messenger RNA, 1295 nt
Organism: Mytilinidion resinicola
Lineage: Eukaryota; Fungi; Ascomycota; Dothideomycetes; Mytilinidiales; Mytilinidiaceae
Product: 50S ribosomal subunit L7
Exons: 3
Coding region: 21-1061 (346 amino acids)
Biological process (GO): translation
Cellular component (GO): ribosome; cytosolic large ribosomal subunit
Molecular function (GO): RNA binding; structural constituent of ribosome
Source: RefSeq, a predicted model, not a curated record
CAUUCAGUCCAUCGCCAGCAAUGGCUCUCAGGGAGCUCCGGUCAAAGGCCGCGUCGACACUGUGGAGGGACCUUCGACCGUGCGUCUCCUCUGCGAGACCGAAUGGCCUCCGCCAUGCAUCCAGCAACCCCCUAGACGACCUCGAAUCGUCCUCCUCGCUCUCAGCACCUCCUCCAUCGAACGACAUCAUAAAGAGCUGGGAUCCGGUAGUACGGACAAGGAGUAGGAAGACUCAAUUGCCUCCAAGCAGAUACCAAUUUCGCUCCCCAAAGUUCUACCGCGGCCCUCUCCACCCUCACCAACCCCCGCCCCCCUCCGACCCUUCUUCCCGCCUCUUCCAACCCGGCCCCUUCAGCCUCCCGCGCCUCGAACAAACCUACGAAUCCACCAUCGCCCCCGACCUCCUCACCAUGACCUACGCCCACACGCCCCCCGGCUGGGUGAAACCCCCAAAAGCGCAGCGCCUGCGUGAAUGGGUCGGUGACUCCCCCUACUUCAAGAACCGCCCGCUGCGAGGGCCUCGAGGUGGCGCCCACCUCCGCCUCCUCACGCCGCCGCGCAACUUCCGCACCAUUCCUAAGCUGACGGGCGUCACGGUGCAUUCAAUGGUGCCGGCGGCGCAGGACGACAGCGCGUAUAUGCAUGUUGCGGGCAUGAUUAUCCAGGCGAUUACGAAUGUGAGGGUGACGACGCAUCGGGCGCGGAAGAGCGUCGCGUCGUGGGGGCUGCGGGACAAGAAGUUUGUGUCUGUGACGGCGAAGCUGGAGCGGGAGGAUGUGUACCAUUUCCUGGGUAAGCUGGUGGAUGUGGUGCUACCGCGGAUCAAGGAGUGGAAGGGGGUGAAGGGGACGAGUGGAGACAGCAGUGGGAAUAUUACCUUUGGGCUGGAGCCGGAUGUUGUGGCGUUCUUUCCGGAGAUUGAAGUUAAUUAUGACGUGUAUCCCCCGAAGAUGAUUCCGGGGUGUCACAUCACUAUCCACUCAACUGCCACGAAUGAUCGAGACGCGAGGUUAUUGCUGCAGUCCAUUGGGAUCCCGUUCUAUGGGAAGAUGGUAAAUUAGACAGGCCAGGGUUUGGCCUCGUAUCAUUUAUUAGUAUGUACAAAAAUGUGUAUUCUGGAGUAAAAACAAGUGUCAAAUGAGACCUUUCCAAAUGCUCAAUUACCAUAUGCGCUUACAAUAUUAAGACAUAUAGACGUGCACUGUUUUCUCCCACUGCUUGUAAACUCUCUUCCAGUUCGUAACAAUAACCCGAACCACCAUAACAGCUGCGAGACAGAUCGAUAAAAAGUGCUU